Messenger RNA from Exserohilum turcica Et28A, 1176 nucleotides. RefSeq lists its product as uncharacterized. The record is from RefSeq and is a predicted model, not a curated record. Gene Ontology annotation, molecular function: oxidoreductase activity; zinc ion binding. The coding region runs from base 86 to 1105 and encodes 339 amino acids. The transcript is spliced from 3 exons. Gene Ontology annotation, cellular component: mitochondrion. Lineage: Eukaryota; Fungi; Ascomycota; Dothideomycetes; Pleosporales; Pleosporaceae.
GUUUUCUGUGUCCAAGUCCUUAUACUCCAUUCACACCUACAAACACUACGUCAUCCCCAUUAGCAUCGCCGUCCGCCCCCCAAACAUGAAGGGUAUCCAGAUCAAGGAAUAUGUCAAUGGCCCAGACGACCUCAAGGUCAUCGACCUCCCCACGCCAGAACCCAAAUCCAACGAGUACCUAGUUGCGAUUCGUGCCUCGGCAACAAACUUCUUCGACCUCCUCCAAAUUAGGGGCAAGUACCAGCACCAGCCCGCCUUCCCAUGGAUAGCCGGCUCCGAGUUCUCGGGUGUCGUUCUCAAGGCACCUACCUCCCUGCCUGGAGGCAAGACUCCCAAGUUCAAAGAGGGUGACAAGGUCUUUGGCGCGAACCAGGGUGCAUAUGGGACACAUAUUGUGUGCACGGAAGAUAAGCUGAAAGGUGUUCCUGAGGCCUGGAGCUUCGAAGAUGCGGCUGGUCUCUUUGUUACGGCCCCGACGAGUUAUGCUGGGCUGGUUGUGAGGGCUGGCAUCAAGAAGGGCGACUGGGUCCUUGUACAUGCUGCAGCUGGCGGCGUUGGUCUAGCCGCCGUUCAAAUCGCAAAAGCUUUCGGCGCAACCGUCGUUGCUACAGCUGGUACCCCCCACAAACUCGAUGUCGCGCGGUCAUUUGGCGCCGACUACGCCGUUUCCUACCGUGAUGCCGAUUGGCCGGAGCAAGUCAAGAAGCUCACGCCCAAGGGCCGUGGCGUAGAUAUUGUAUAUGACCCCGUCGGCCUCAUUGCCCAGUCCAUGAAGUGUACCGCCUGGAAUGGACGCCUGCUCGUCAUUGGCUUUGCAGCAGGUGACAUUGAGAAGAUGGCCACCAACCGCAUUCUGCUGAAGAAUGUCAGCGUCGUGGGACUGCACUGGGGAGCCUACGCUGUUAAUGAACCUGAAAUGCAAGACAAGGUCUGGGAUGGAAUCUUCAAGCUGAUCCAGGAGGGCAAGUACAGAGGAACUGUUUUCACAGACCAGGAGUACGUGGGCUUGGACAGCGUGCCUACUGCACUCAAGGCUCUUGGCGGCAGGAACAGCUGGGGAAAAGUCGUUGUCAAAGUGCCCCAGGAGGGCACAAGUAAGAUGUGAGAUGUUCUACCCAAUUAGUGAAUCAACCAUAACCGAAGAGCGUUAAAAAAAACAAAAUACAUACAUUCAAC